Thunnus maccoyii (southern bluefin tuna) is the source of this 6072-nucleotide messenger RNA. RefSeq lists its product as uncharacterized. Gene Ontology annotation, cellular component: membrane. The transcript has 22 exons. Lineage: Eukaryota; Metazoa; Chordata; Actinopteri; Scombriformes; Scombridae. The record is from RefSeq and is a predicted model, not a curated record. Gene Ontology annotation, molecular function: protein binding. The coding region runs from base 69 to 5849 and encodes 1926 amino acids.
GUUUACUUCUUCAAUGAGAUCCCUUUCUUCAGUUCACUUCAUUUUGAGUUUUGUGUAAUGCAAUCAAAAUGAAAGAAAAUACUUUCUCAUUAUUCUGCGUUCUUUUCAUCAGCUUGUCUUCUGCUAAUGAGGAAGGCUACAUUAGGCUCACUGGGGGUCAAGACUCCUCUGAAGGCCGUGUGGAGAUCUUUCAUAAUGGCGUUUGGGGGACUGUGUGCGAUGACAAUUGGGAUAUGAAUGAAGCCCAAGUGGUGUGUCGACAGUUACGUUUCCCAGGUGCAAGAGAAGCUCUGGUAUCAUUUGGCAGCGGGGAAGGCAACAUCUUGAUGGAUAAUUUAGCCUGUGAUGGGACAGAGACAAACCUGCUGCAAUGCCAGUUCCCUGGGUGGGGGGUCCAUGACUGUGGUCAUGGUGAGGAUGUUGGCGUUAAAUGCGAAGAGGCUAAUGAGGAAGGUUACAUUAGGCUCACUGGGGGUCAAGACCCCUCUGAGGGCCGAGUGGAGAUCUUUCAUGAUGGCGUUUGGGGAACUGUGUGCGAUGACAACUGGGAUAUGAACGAAGCCCAAGUGAUGUGUCGACAAUUAAAUUUCACGGGUGCAAGAGAAGCUCUGGUAUCAUUUGGCAGCGGGGAAGGCAACAUCUGGAUGGAUGAUUUAUCCUGUAAUGGGACAGAGACAAACCUGCUGCAAUGCCAGUUCUCUGGGUGGGGGGUCCAUAACUGUGGUCAUGGUGAGGAUGUUGGCGUUAAAUGCAGAGAGGGACCAGGACCUUUUAAUGACAAUUUCAGCCAUGAGUUCUCUUUGGACCACAACACAAGCCUCUCUCAUCAGCUGGGGGAACUGUUUGACAGUGGACGUGACUGUGACUUGAACAUCACAGUGGUUGUGGACAACAACACCGUCGAGACAAUCUGUGCUCACAGGAUCAUCCUCUCUCUGAACUCAUUCCUCGAAACCUCACAGUCGGAUUUCAGCAGCCUCAGCAUUGAUGUCACCUCUGACUGCAGUCAACAUGCCAACAACUUUGUCAGAUACUUCUACACAAGAAAGAUUAAAAUCACACUAGCCUCUGCCCACUGCAUUCUCAGGAUGGCAAUGGACUGGGAUCUGAAAGAAAUUCAGAAUGAAGCAAUAGGUCUUUUCAGAUUUUUUGUCACAGAAGAUGUCAAUUUCCACUAUCAAAAGUCUUUCUAUGAGUAUGCGGUCCGUACAGGUGAUGAGUCACUGCAGGAAGUCUGUCUUCGCUACCUGGCUUGGAACUGCGAGGCACUGAUCCGCUCUCCAGCCUGGACAGAUCUUCCAUUUGGCCUGGUCAAAGCUCUGCUGUCUCGCUCAGACCUUGUAGUACAUAAUGAAAAAGUCAUCCUGCAUGGACUGGAGAGAUGGGCAGCAGCCCAAGGAGACACAACCAUUCCUGAGAUCCUUUUCAAACUCAUCCGUUUUCCAAUGAUACCAGCUGAGGACUUAUACAUACUUGAUGGCUCACAGUACUAUGGCAGCAAGCUGCAGGGGUUUCAGUUCAAUGCCUUGCCCUUCAAGGCACUGCUCAACAAUCUGAGGGAAGAGCAAAAUGUCUACACAUCCAGGAUUUACACUGGCAGACCAUGGAGCUUUACCUUUAGCACUCAGGGCAUCAGAGCUUACAGGGAUUCUGGGCUCUACACUCUUCACAACCAGCACAUCAAUAGCCUGACAUCUGAUUUCAAAACACCUGUUCAUAACAGCGCCUAUUUUUCUUUUCACAGCAUGCGUUGGAAAUCAAGAGUAUUUAUCAGAGAUGAGGACUGCUCAAGUGACAGUGUCUCUUGCCCUUCUUUGCCAGCCGUUAGUUUGAGGAUUCAAGAAAAGAACAAUGAUUUACCCAGUGACAUGGAGGGACAUAUCAGUUACAGGAAUAGGCUUGUUGUAAUGUGUGAAGGGCGGUAUGUGUUUCAUGUUGAGGAAUUUAAAGGUGAGAAUCUCAUAUUUGUUCCGAGCAGCGAAGAACGUGUCUAUCCAUGCCACUCAAACCAGUUCUCCUACCAAGUGGUGGUACGUCCUCAUUCUGAAAUCAGCAGCAGCAGCACCAACGUGUUCCCAAGUGGCAAGCCGCGACUGAAUCCCCCGGUCCAGCCCUAUGAUACGCGCGAAAUUUUCGCUGAAGUUCAAUAUUUUCAACUCGUGCGAAUACGCGAAUUUCGCACAGUAGUAAAUGGUCACUAUUCAAAAAAUUGCGUUGCAAUAAAAAUGAAAGAAAAUGCUUCCUUAUUACUCUGCAUCCUAUUUGUCAGCUUGUCUGCAGCUAAUGAUGCUGAUGAUUACAUUCGGCUGGUUGGGGGACAAAACCCCACUGAGGGCCGUGUGGAGAUUUUUCAUGAUGGUGUUUGGGGGACUGUAUGCGAUGAUGACUGGGACAUGAACGAAGCCCGAUUGGUGUGUCGACAGCUCCGUUACGAGGGUGCAAAAGAAGCUCUGGUGUCAUUUGGCAGUGGCAAAGGCAACAUCUGGAUGGAUGAUUUAUCCUGUGAUGGGACAGAGACAAACCUGCUGCAAUGCCAGUUCUCUGGGUGGGGGGUCCAUAACUGUGGUCAUGGUGAGGAUGUUGGCGUUAAAUGCGAAGAGGGGCCAGAACCUAUUGAUGAGGAUUUCAGCCAUGAGUUCUCUUUGGACCACAACCCAAGCCUCUCUCAUCAGCUGGGGGAACUGUUUGACAGUGGACGUGACUGUGACUUGAACAUCACAGUGGUUGUGGACAACAACAUUGUUGAGACAAUCUGUGCUCACAGGGUCAUCCUCUCUCUGAACUCAUUCUUCGAAACCUCACAGUUGGAUUUCAGCAGCCUCAGCAUUGAUGUCACCUCUGACUGCAGUAAACAUGCCAACAACUUUGUCAGAUACUUCUACACAAGAAAUAUCACACUAGCCUCUGCACACUGCAUCCUCAGGAUGGCAAUGGACUGGGAUCUGAAAGAAAUUCAGAAUGAAGCAGCAAAUCUUUUCAGAUUUUUUGUCACAGAAGAUGUCAAUUUCCACCAUCAAAAGUCUUUCUAUGAGUAUGCGGUCCAUACAGGUGAUGAGUCACUGCAGGAAGUCUGUCUUCGCUACCUGGCUUGGAACUGUGAGGCACUGAUCCGCUCUCCAGCCUGGACAGAUCUUCCAUUUGGCCUGGUCAAAGCUCUGCUGUCUCGCUCAGACCUUGUAGUACGUAAUGAAACAGUCAUCCUGAGAGCACUUGAGACAUGGGCAGCAGCCCAAGGAGACACAACCAUUCCUGAGAUCCUUUUCAAGCUCAUCCGUUUUCCAAUGAUACCAGCUGAGGACUUAUACAUACUUGAUGGCUCACAGUACUAUGGCAGCAAGCUGCAGGGGUUUCAGUUCAAUGCCCUGCCCUUCAUGAUACUGCUUAAUGACCUGAAGGAAGAACAACAUGUCUACACAUCCAGGAUUUACACUGGCAGACCAUGGAGCUUUACCUUCGGCUCCCAAAGCGUCAAAAAAUAUAAGGAUUUGGGGUACUACCGUCUUCAUGGGCAGCACAUCAAUAGCCUGACAUCUGAUUUCCAAACACCUGUUCAUAACAGCGCCUAUUUUGCUUUUAACAGCAUGCGUUGGAAAACAAAAGUAAUUAUUAGUGAUAAAGACUGCUCAAAUGAAAGUGUGUCUUGCCCUUCUUUUCCAGCCGUUAGUUUGAGGAUUCAAGAAGAGAACAAUGAUUUAAACAGUCACGUGAAGCAAUGUAUUGGUUACAGCAAUAGGCUUGUUGUAAUGUGUGACGGACGGUAUGUUUUUCAUGUUGAGGAAUUUAAUGAUGAGAAUCUCGCAUUUGUUCCGAGCAGCGAAGAACGUGUCUAUCCAUGCCACUCAAACCAGUUCUCCUACCAAGUGGUGGUACGUCCUCAAUGCCUAAAUGUGGUUAUGACAUUACAUUUGAUUUUUCACACCUCUUUAGCUUAUGAGGAAGGUUACAUUAGGCUCACUGGAGGUCAAGACUUCUCUGAGGGCCGAGUGGAGAUCUUUCAUGAUGGCGUUUGGGGGACUGUGUGCGAUGAUGACUGGGAUAUGAACGAAGCCCAAGUGGUGUGUCGACAGUUAAGUUUCGCGGGUGCAAAAGAAGUUCUGGUAUCAUUUGGCAGCGGGGAAGGUAACAUCUGGAUGGAUGAUUUAUCCUGUAAUGGGACAGAGACAAACCUGCUGCAAUGCGAGUUCCCUGGGUGGGGGGUCACUAACUGUAAUCAUGGUGAGGAUGUUGGCGUUAGAUGUGAAGAUGCUAAUGAAGAAGGUUACAUUAGGCUCACUGGGGGUCAAGACCCCUCUGAGGGCCGUGUGGAGAUCUUUCAUGAUGGCGUUUGGGGAACUGUGUGCGAUGACAACUGGGAUAUGAAUGAAGCCCAAGUGGUGUGUCAACAAUUAAAUUUCACGGGUGCAAGAGAAGCUCUGGUAUCAUUUGGCAGCGGCAAAGGCAACAUCUGGAUGGAUGAUUUAUCCUGUGACGGGAAAGAGACAAACCUGCUGCAAUGCCAGUUCCCUGGGUGGGGGGUCCAUGACUGUGGUCAUGAUGAGGAUGUUGGCGUUAGAUGCAAAGAGGGGCCAGAACCUAUUGAUGAGGAUUUCAGCCAUGAGGUCUCUUUGGACCACAACACAAGCCUCUCUCAUCAGCUGGGGGAACUGUUUGACAGUGGACGUAACUGUGACUUGAACAUCACAGUGGUUGUGGACAACAACAUUGUUGAAACAAUCUGUGCUCACAGGGUCAUCCUCUCUCUGAACUCAUUCCUCAAAACCUCACAGUUGGAUUUCAGCAGCCUCAGCAUUGAUGUCACCUCUGACUGCAGUAAACAUGCCAACAACUUUGUCAGAUACUUCUACACAAGAAAGAUCACACUAGCCUCCACCCUCUGCAUUCUCAGGAUGGCAAUGGACUGGGAUCUGAAAGAAAUUCAGAAUGAAGCAGCAAAUCUUUUCAGAUUCUUUGUCACAGAAGAUGUCAAUUUCCACUAUCAAAAGUCUUUCUAUGAGUAUGCGGUCCGUACAGGUGAUGAGUCACUGCAGGAAGUCUGUCUUCGCUACCUGGCUUGGAACUGUGAGGCACUGAUCCGCUCUCCAGCCUGGACAGAUCUUCCAUUUGGCCUGGUCAAAGCUCUUCUGUCUCGCUCAGACCUUGUAGUACAUAAUGAAAAAGUCAUCCUGCAUGGACUGGAGAGAUGGGCAGCAGCCCAAGGAGACACAACCAUUCCUGAGAUCCUUUUCAAGCUCAUCCGUUUUCCAAUGAUACCAGCUGAGGACUUAAACACACUUGAUGGCUCACAGUACUAUGGCAGCAAGCUGCAGGCGUUUCAGUUCAAUGCCUUGCCCUUCAAGGCACUGCUCAACAAUCUGAAGGAUGAACAAAAUGUCUACACAUCCAGGAUUUACACUGGCAGACCAUGGAGCUUUACCUUCAGCUCCCGAAGCGUCAAAACUUACAAGGAUUUGGGGUUCUAUCUUCUUCAUGGGCAGCGCAUCAAUAGCCUGACAUUUGAUUUCCAAACACCUGUUCAUAACAGCGCCUAUUUUGCUUUUAACAGCAUGCGUUGGAAAACAAAAGUAUUUGUUAGUAUUAAAGACUGCUCAAAUGUCUCUUGCUCUUCUUUUCCAGCCGUUAGUUUGAGGAUUCAAGAAAAGAACAACGAUUUACCCAGUCACAUGGGGCAACGUAUUGGUUACAGCAAUAGGCUUGUUGUAAUGUGUGAAGGGCGGUAUGUUUUUCAUGUUGAGGAAUUUAAUGAUGAGAAUCUCGCAUUUGUUCCGAGCAGCGAAGAACGUGUCUAUCCAUGCCACUCAAACCAGUUCUCCUACCAAGUGGUGGUACGUCCUCAGUACGCCACAGAUUAGUUUCCUCUCUGGGAAAGAGAUAAUAUAGCCGGAUGAAUAAUGAAAAACAUAUAUCUGAUCUUCAUAAUACUCUCACCUCUAUAAACUCUAUUUUAUCCAAGUUGAUGUAUUGAAUUGAUCUGGCUUAAGAAAAAGAUGGAAAUAUUUCCAGAUGACUUUCCACUUCUUCACUUUCAUGCUGAUAGGAAGUGAAUUAGUGAUUGUAACUGGAUUGUGGUGUGAA